AUGGAAUCUAUCACAACCGGUAGGCCGAAUAGUCUUGAUUCUAGCGCAGAAGAUGUGCUAGAACCUCCUGACUCUAGUACUGAGGUAAUUUUGCCUGCUUCUGAGAUGGUUAAAGGAAGGUUUGAUUCGAUUGGAAAUGGUAUGCUCUCUUCACAAGAAACAGGUCAGACUGCCAUAGAUAUGAUGGUACAAAACAACAAACUGCUAGAUAAUAGAAAGUAA
Messenger RNA from Saccharomyces mikatae IFO 1815, 222 nucleotides. RefSeq lists its product as uncharacterized. Bases 1 to 222 code for a protein of 73 amino acids. The record is from RefSeq and is a predicted model, not a curated record. Lineage: Eukaryota; Fungi; Ascomycota; Saccharomycetes; Saccharomycetales; Saccharomycetaceae. The transcript has a single exon.